GUACAACAUUUACCGCUAGCCAAAGAAGACUGCAUGCGACGUCGAACGUAGGCCUAAUACUGUAUAUUUUACCCUGUAGAUAUCUCUGCUAUGAUCAUAGAAUGCGGUGUUCUUCAAUAAUAGUUGCAUUAUGAAACGGAAGACAGUCUACAGGGUGGCCGUGGAUGUAGCCUGCUUGGCUUCAGUGGCCUUGCCUAGUUUGAUUUUGUAUCUAGUGGGAAAAACCUUCCAUCGAGGUUUCUACUGCGAUGAUGAAAGCAUUAAACACCCCUACAAGUCUAACACAAUUCCGACAUGGGCUGCCUCCUUUGUUGGGUUAACACUUCCUGUUUUGUUUAUCAUAGUUACAGAGGCUUCCAGGUUUUCUGUGUCGAAAAGAAAUUUUCUCAGUGCUACAAAGAGAAAUUUUGUGAUCUCCGUGUACAGAACUCUUGGCUCUUUUCUGUAUGGAGCUGGAAUCACCCAGCUUCUGACUGACAUUGCUAAGUACAGUAUUGGGCGACUGAGGCCCCAUUUCUACACUGUCUGUAAACCAAGUAUCCAGAAUUGUUCAUGGAACACAGGUUAUAUAGAAGAUUAUGUUUGUAUGGGAACUGAUCUGGCCGCCAUCCACGAAGCAAGAUUGUCUUUUCCAUCGGGACACAGUUCUUUUACCAUGUACUGUAUGUUCUACAUAGUUAUGUACCUACAGAACAGAAUGAAGUGGAGGAAAUGCUGGCUGUUAAGACCCGUGAUACAGAUCAUAUUGUUUAUCAUUGCUUAUUACACGUCCAUCUCCAGAAUCUCAGACUACAUGCACCACUGGAGUGAUGUUUUAGGGGGGUGUGUACUUGGGAUCACAGUUUCCAUUCUUGUGAUUUUUUUCGUGUCUGAUGUGAUGUCUGAUGUAGCAUGCUGUGGAGGCAGUAUAAAUAACCCCAACAUUCCGCUUUUCACCACCCACUCAGAUGAGGAUCGUCUAAGUGUAAAACAUUCAAAUGAUUCCCACAUAUCAACUGCAGGUGCCAGUCAAAUGACUGCACCUCAACCUCAACCUUGACUUUUUUAUCUUUGACCUUUUGCAGUGGUGUGGCUUUUGAUAGCACAGUGCUUAACUCCCUUGUCUUUUGUGUGCUUCUGUUAACAAUUUCUCCUCUAUUUGUUAAUAGUAAUUCAUUUAUUGUUAUAUACUUGUAUAUCUCUAGUACACUUUUCUUUUUUCAUAUAUCUUUGUAACAAAUAGCCAAUAUUUGACUGAACCAGACAUAUCAAAUUAUCAAUACACCGUAGAUAUCAUAUUUAUACCAGGAUCUCUGCACCUUUACAAAAUUAGUAAUGGCUGGUGAAUCAUAUCUGUCAUUGUGAAUAGAUGAAUCUAAGAGAGAAAGGAAAAGUAAUUUAUAUACCGAAUAGCGGUUUUUUUCCGCGGGGUUAUAAUUUUGGCAUAUUUCAGCGGUUAGAUAGCUUUCCACCAAAAUUUCAGUCGCCAAAUAUGCAUUCAAUUGUGGCUUCAGUAUUUGAAAGAGAGAAAACGCUUCCCUGUCCGCCAAAAUUUAUUCUGCUAAAAUUAUUAACAUAUACCUUUCAGCCAGCAAAUCGCCAAAUUUUAGACCCGCUGAAUAAACCCGCUAUACGGUAUAUAAUCCACAAUUAAGUAUAGAAAAAUGUACACAAGUAGUAGUAUAUAUAAAGCUUAUCAAGUGUCCUCAACUAGUUUCUUUAAUUCUCUUGAGGAAGUGAAGAAACUAGUUGAGCAUACUUAAUUGGUUUGAUAUUACAAAUUAUACAAGGCAUAGGAUAAAUAUGCUGUAUAUCAGUUUAUAAUACAAUUAUUAGGUAGAUAUGCACAAUACCAAACACUGAUUUCAGAGUUUGUGUCACUGAAGCAUUCGUUUAACAAUUCAGAUUGACUCUAGCUGCAUCUCCGGAACCCACGGUUGAUUACGCUUUGUUCCUCUCACCAUCACCCGUGGGUCCAUUCAUUCCUACUCGCUCGUUCUCAUGAAUAAAUAUUUAAAAAUAUUGUCUAAUCAAAGUACUCGUAGUAGCAGAACUCUUCUGUUUUUAAAGGUAGCAUUAACAUAACUUUGCUAUCACAACAAUUUUAUACCGAAAUUGGGUUGAAAGCAUCUUGUUGAUUGGACAAAUUCGCUCAGGGUAUACGAUGACUGCCCAAUCAAAUUGCCUCAUUAAUUAUUCAUGAGAUCGAGCGAGUAGAAAUGAAUGGACAUAUGGGUAAUGGAGAGAGGAAUGAAACGUUAUCAACUCUGGGUUUCCGACAGUGCACUCGCUGGUGUAAGGGGCAUGUGAAGGGCUGGAUAUGAUAUGGAAAUUCCGAUAUGAAAUUUUAUAUAUCACUGAACUAUAAGUAUUGUUUUAUGUAUUAGCAUAAUGUUAUUGUGAGAUUUUCUCUCUCAAUGUUUUACAUGAUUUUUAUCAGGUACAGACAUGCAGUACUUUUAUUUAUUGAUAUAUUUGUACAUAUACUGUUUGCAUUAGCAGGUUCAUCUAUUCCACUUCUUAUGACUAAAUUACGUUAUUAUGAUGCUUUAAUAACAAUCAUGUUAUUUUUAUUUAUGAAGGCCUUGCUUGUGAGUCUUAAGUAUGAUCAACUAAAUCAGAAUAUCAGUAAUCAUUGAUUCAGAAGAUGGUAUAAACUCGUAUAUCUACAUGUAUAUAUAAUCUCUUAUAAUGUAAAAGACAGCAAAAUGGGAAAAUAUGAAGGAUUGCACCCUUUGCCUUUGAAAUUCCACCAAAAGAAGCAUUUAGAUUACACGUCUUUACUAAAAAGGGUAGAUGGGUCCGAUAUAAUUCUAUCUAUCUAAAAUUUUCCGAAUGAACUAAAUAUUAUACUCGAUCGAUUGUGUAUUGUUUAAUGUCUCAAGAAUUUUUCAUUCAUUUGGAGACGUUGCCAUUGCCAGUAAAGGGCUUGAAAAUUUAGCCCUAUGCUCAGCGCUUAUGGCUUUUGAGCAGGGAGGGAUCUUUAUUGUGCCUCACUUGCUGUGACAUGGACCUCGGUUUUUGCGGUCUCAUCCGAAGGAGGUGUUGAGGAUCUAUUCUAACCCGGGUUACAACGGGAUUAUUAUACUCGAACCUCUUACUCGUUCAUAUAAAACAUGUACAUGCACUGUGAUAAUUUAAAACAUAUACAUUGAUAGAUUUAAAUUAUUUAAUUAUAACGUAUCUUAACACCAAGAUAAGGACUAGUAAGGAUAAACUAGACCUGAUCUGCUGGUGUAAGGUUUUGUUUCACCAAAGACAUUUACCAAGCACCAAUAUACACAAUGAAACAAAUUAGCUAGCUUAUUUUUUUCUAUAUUAUACAAAAUAGAUCUUAAAUUCAAUGAUGUAAAAGAAAAUUUAAAACUACCUCAGUAUAGUUUGAAGAUUUAUAUGAUGCCAGUGUUUCCUUUCAGUUUCUGAAACUUAUCAUGCAAUAUGCACAUUUUAUUUUUUCUAUUUUGCAUUGUUUUGAGAGAUCCUUGGUACCCAGGAUAACUCAUUGGAGUUUAUUGAGGACGUGAUAUGUACACUCUACAACUAAACAUAUUGUAAAGAAGUACAUCGUAUUAAAAAAAUGAAUUACAUAGUAGCAUAUAUGCACGGUUUUUGCUUAAAAUUUUCUCUAUACUUGAGGCUCAAGGAGAAUUCAUAUCUCAUAUUCUUGUACAUUCCACCAAAAUGUUUAAUGAUGGCCCCCAUCCCUGCACCUUUUCAAAAAAAAAUCUCGUCAUUGACACUAGGGGGAAUAACUCCUGGAUAAUCCAGUAUAUAUAUAUAUAUAUAUAUAUAUAUGCAUCUUUAUAAGCAAAGCACUCUUAUAUGCACUGUUUGUACUAACCACACACACACUGUACAUGACAUUCACUGUAGGAAUGUACAUUAAAUAACCUGCAUAUACAUGGUACGUGCAAAUUGUCAUGCGUGAAAUUUUUCACUAUCUCAAAUUAUUGUAUAAAUUCAAGUAAACAGGUUCUUUCCUUUUUUUCUAGUUGCCAGAUAAUUCAGUGGAGUAUACUGGUAUUCCGCAGCAGCGCUAGUAUUACUUAGCUCACUUGUUGAUAAUAAAGUCUCGGAACAAAUUCACUCCA
Messenger RNA from Ostrea edulis (European flat oyster), 4070 nucleotides. RefSeq names its product phospholipid phosphatase 1-like. Gene Ontology annotation, biological process: phospholipid dephosphorylation; phospholipid metabolic process; signal transduction. Bases 131 to 1039 code for a protein of 302 amino acids. Gene Ontology annotation, molecular function: phosphatidate phosphatase activity. The record is from RefSeq and is a predicted model, not a curated record. Lineage: Eukaryota; Metazoa; Mollusca; Bivalvia; Ostreida; Ostreidae. The transcript is spliced from 6 exons.